AUGAUCCGAUACCAGCCCACUCGGAUAACCCUCGGGGACGGAGACCUGCGCUAUCACCUCCAGCGGCUUCUCAACCGCCAUAGUCGCCUGACGGAAUGGCACCAACACGAUCAAUUCCUGAAUGACAGCAGCUUUGAUGGUGGCGAGGACGAUGCCUUUCUUGAGUCCGACUCGGACCUCUUCUCCGCACCGUCCGUGUCGCCGCCAGAUUCUAUCUGUUAUUCGGCUCCAGACGAGGCUUUUGAAGACGGCUCGUCACCGCGUGGCAGAGGAGGAGGAGACCAUAACACCAGGACUGAGUGCCCACCAGAGGCAUCCACUUCCCCUUCGUCGACAAAAGGCACAGGCUCGCCGGUCAUUGUUCAGCCAUCCGCUUUGUCAUUAGAGACGGCAAGGUCCGCUGAGAAAAAUGUGGAUGUGCACGAGCCGCUAGACACUCGUGCUGUGCUUCUCACCAACCUUCUCACCGAUCUAUUGCUCGAGAAACAGCCAACGCAGCAGUCAGUGGAACUGAAUCGGACCCAUACGAACCUGGACGCAGCAGACGAAGAACGUGGCACAAAAUCUGAUAUCGAGAAUCAUCCACACAAAGAGGAGUUCAGAAGCACAUCGAUCACAGACACAAUGGUCGAUGGUGGCAAGACCAAGUUGCAAUCCUCAAAAAAAUCAACACGCGGCCAGCGGGCCAGUAACCUCUUGGGUGAUGUUGUGCCGAGCUGUGACAGUUGCGCGGGGGGAGCCCACAAUCCCACACCUCUAGAUGAUAAGGCAACUUCCGUCACUGAAUCGCAGCAUGAUUCUCGUUCACAUUCUCGAUUGACAGAAGCACGCUUGCACGGUUGUCCGGUUGACAAUGGUGGCGCUAAGAAUACCCAACGUCCAACCAAGCUGGUGAAACUGAAAGGAAUCAACCUUGCUGUUAUUGACAAGCUGUCACCCAGUGCCCAGACAGACAUAGGCCAAUCGCUCCGAGUGCCAGACCGAGAUCCUGGAACCGGUUCCUGCCAAGGCUACGGGGAUCCACCCAAGACCAUUGCUGGCAAACAUGAGUUUCGUCAGGAAAAUCAGCCAACAAGGUCUGCAUUCGCGACGCCCACAGCACUCGCUCAAUCAUUGGCCCUUUCUGGCAAUGAGAACUCACAUACUUUGAUGCAACCAAUGAGUGCGAGAAUGUCUGCCACACAAGCCCACCCUUGCGAGGGGGAAGAUCAUCGGGAAGCGGCCCUCCACUCGAUUGAGGUGGAGGCGGCAAAUUUCGAAAAGUACGUCAACAUGGCGAUGUACGAGAUGCUCGCGAGCUCAGAGUCAGAGGAAUUCAAAGAUUUGGUGGAGUGAGAGCUACGAGUACCUUGCCCCUCGGAAGAGCGGAGCCAUGUCUCUCAACAAGCUCGUGGCUGACCAGUCGGAUGCGCUCCUUUGGCUGUCGAGUAUGGAAACAGUGGGCGGAGAGGCACGUCAGCUUGAAGGUGCAGCUACUGGCAUGCAAUAAUUCGUUCAGAUGGUAUGGUACAGUGCAGCAUACAUAAGAGGAAAGGCGUUGGUUGGGACAAUGUGCGAACACUCAACUUGUGCAGAUCCUGGCAAUGAAAUUGUCAAUGCGAAGUACUCAGUAGCAAACAGGAGAUGUAUCAGUAACUAUGUCAUGCUAGAUUUGUCAUGCUAGAUUUGGUUUGGUGCACUGCCUUAUAAUAACAGGCACAGUUGUGCCCACUGCCCAGCAGUUGUCCAGGG
Molecule: messenger RNA, 1731 nt
Organism: Aspergillus aculeatus ATCC 16872
Lineage: Eukaryota; Fungi; Ascomycota; Eurotiomycetes; Eurotiales; Aspergillaceae
Exons: 6
Coding region: 1-1335 (444 amino acids)
Source: RefSeq, a predicted model, not a curated record